Messenger RNA from Trachemys scripta elegans, 2196 nucleotides. RefSeq lists its product as uncharacterized. NCBI's taxonomy places the organism in Eukaryota, Metazoa, Chordata, Testudines, Emydidae. The record is from RefSeq and is a predicted model, not a curated record.
AUGACCCUUAAGUCACAGACUCCAAGAGAGAAGAAACACAAGUGCCGAACCAACCAGAAAAGGGUCAAAGAUGUACAUGGCAGCAGCUUAUCCCAACAUACAUGGUCCAAGCUACAGCCUUCCGCUGCCAGCCCACUGGCCCAUUCCCAAACAGCAGCCUAUCGGGAUAGAUCUCCAGCCUGCUACUCGGUGUCUCACUACCCACUGACCUCACACAAGCAAACGUUUCUUUAUCAGGAGGCCCCUCAUGCUGAGGAACAGAAUGGCACUCUGUCGACCUUGCCAACUGCAGGUGGCUACAAAGGAACCAACUUUCCAGGAAGUGGGGAACCUCGGCCCUUUUCUAGCACUUACCUGAGGCAUCAUUCCCCGAGAAGCUAUUACGCCAGUCCUCUGGAGAGCUAUGUGUAUAGACCAACUGGUCCAAUUCCAGUGGCCUCUCCAGCUUUGAAGCCUGGAGUUUCUUCUAGAGAACCUGAGCUCCAGCAGAAUUCCAGCUGCAAAGUGGACUAUCUGCAGCAGAACCCCAGUUUUGUUUUUGCACCUUCUGACAUGGCUUUGUACAAUGCCUCCUUAGCCAAUACGGAUGCUGGUCAUGAUCGGCACAUUGAUAGCAGAGUAGCUACUUCUCAUGGGACUCAAUCGGUGAGGGAGAACCCCAGAAGCAAAGAGGUGGCUAGCCAGCACAGUGCUUUCCAACUGAUUGGUGCUCUAGAUAGGCUAUCCAACAGCUCCGAAAGGCUCACUGAAGCACUACCUAGAGGAGAGCCAGGCUAUGGCUUGGGCCUGUGUCAGACAGAACAACCCAGCCUGCAUGGAAAGGAACAAGCCCACUCGGAGAGAAGAUCCAGCUUAUCCAUGAAAGAGCCUAUGCACAGAAACACAGGGAUUCAUGAAGCUCAGUUAGGAGCUCCCAUUGUCAUUACUGAUAGUCCAGUUCCGUACUACCACAAAAAAGAAGAAGCCCCCAAGGUCAAAGGCAGGCUUGUUUCCUCACCCCAGGUCAUUUCUUCUGAGGAGGGACUGAAAAGCCUGAGAGAUGCAGAUUCUACUCCCUCCUCCCCGCCUAUGCCAGUUAUCAACAAUGUCUUUAGCCUGGCACCUUACCGGGACUACAUAGAAGGGUCCAAAGGGUCGGCAGGGAUUCCCUUCUCAAAAGAUCAUCAAGAGGAAGAGUCCCCCUUCCGAAACAGCCUGUCAAGUGGAGACUGUAAGGCUGUCUCAGAGCCACCUUCUGCCAAGGAUUCAUCAGAAAAGCCUAUUGGGAAAGAAGCAACCCAGGCCCUAAAAGCAGAGAUGGAGAUGGGUGAAAACCUCAGUGUGAUACAGCAGGAUGGAAGCUGUAACAGCAGGAUUUGUGAGAUCUACAAGCCAAAGAUUCUGCCACGCAGACUGCCAGCAAGAAGUGAGCCACAGAACGGCAGCAUCAGUGCUCCAGCUGCCACUGGGAACCGGGAACUUGCUCAAAAUGAUGUAGUGCUAGACCUCAGCUUGAAAAAAGAGCUAGUGAAGGCCAAUGAUCCUCUGAGCCCAGCUGGACAGAUCGAGGUGACUCCUAAAGGAGGAUGUUGUGAGGAGGCGGCGAAAGAGGGACCACUCAAAAAGCAGAGGGUGUUCAAGAGUUCCAAGACCCAGGCCUUGCCUUUGUCAGUGGAAAAUAGCUCUGGGGACAAGAGCAACUUCCAGAGCUCGACAGCCUUCAUGUUCAAAAAAUUCAAAAUCUCGAAAUCUAUCCCGACACGAGCAGUGCCCCCAGUACAGGCCAACAGCCCCACAACACCCACGCAGGGCCCCCUGGCGGCCCCCCAGGCCAAUAGUCCCCUGGCACCCAAGCAGGGUCCCCCAGCAGCCCCUCAGGCCAACAGCCCCCUGACAGUGAUGCAGGGUCCCCUGGCAGCCACCCAAGCCAACAGUUCCCCAGCACCCACCCAGGGCCCCCCAGCAGUGUCGCAGGGCCCCCCAGUAGUGUCGCAGGGCCCCCCAGUAGUGUCGCAGGGCCCCCCAGGACCCGUCCAGGCCAACAGUCCCCCGGCAGUGAUGCAGGGCCCUCCAGCACCCGUCCAGGCCAACAGCCCCCCGGCAGCGACGCAGGGCCCCCCAGCAGCCACCCAGGCCAACAUCCAACCCUUGCAGAUGACGUGCCUUUAUCUGAAACUUCCCGACAUUUCAAAGUCUCUGUCCCCCAGUGGCCCCUAA